AUGAAUCGAGGGAAUGAGGCUCUUUGUGGGCGUUGUACAGCUCUGAACUUCCAAUCCCUCUUCUCUCGGCUAUGGAUAAGCGGGGAAACCACAUCGUAUGAUAUUGGGAGCAUCCACGAGGUCUUUGAAGAAGAUGCGUGCGGAUUCUGUACGCUUGUGAGACACACAUACCAGACGUUUUUUGGUGCGGAUGCUCUUGCUAAGGUGCUGGGUUGGGUAACGGAGAGGGACCCACGUGUAUUGAUGACCCCGAACCCCUUGGAUCUAAGCUAUGAUAUUCUACGGACAUCCACGGCCGAGACCGCCCUAUACGUGGACUUCAGCUUCUGGGACCCGCCGGUCGGGCUUCUGGAAGCCCUUGAAUCAGAAAGGUUUCAGGUCAGAGGAGACGAGGGAGCUGGCUUUUUGCCACAGAUAAUUGCAUUGCGGGAUAGUAAUCCCAAUACCGAUCGACCGAUUCGGCAUUUCGGUCAAGUCGUGGAUCCAGGAGAAAUCAACUGGGGCAUGGUGAGAGAGUGGCUAAAAACCUGUGCUAGCCUCCAUUAUGGCAGCCAGAUCUGCCAAAAUCCUACCACGAGAGGCACCACAAAAGGAACAGGCAAUCAUAUGAGCCCGCUAACAUUACGGGCUAUCGAUGUCGACCAAGCAUGCGUUGUCACACUGCCUAAUGACGCGCCGUAUAUUGCAUUGAGUUACGUUUGGGGCAAAGAUCAGCACAUCAAGCUGAAAAGGGACAACAUCACAAGUGUAGAAACCCCAAGUUACUUUCUGGCUGGCGAGAAUGCGCCGUCAAAGACGAUCGUAGAUGCCAUGCAGGCAAGUCGGUACCUGGGGUACCGUUACCUCUGGGUUGAUGCUCUCUGUAUUGUUCAAGAUGAUGCACAAAACAUACGGGCAAAUGUCGAAAGCAUGCAACAGAUAUAUAGCGGCGCUGCGCUGACUAUGGUUGCCGCGGCUGGCCAUGACGCUGACUUUGGUAUACCCGGAGUCUCCGGACAAUGUCUACGCACCAAACAGCAGAGACAUUUGACGCUCAAUGAGGUAACUAUCUCCAAUAGACUGGAGUCAACACUGAACAUUACCCACUGGAAUACCAGAGGUUGGACAUUCCAGGAAAGAAUUCUUUCGGCCAGGCUCCUCAACUUCACCACAGCGCAAGUGUCCUUCCAAUGUGACCGAGGAUGCAACUGUGAGGAGCAAUUCCACAGCAGUCUUGAUAACACCGGACUGUUCAUUCAAUAUGAUCACAACACACAACUAGACUUUGAGACGUACGACAUAUUUGAGGUUUAUGCACUCGCGGUUAAUGCAUAUACGGACCGAUAUCUCACCGACCCGAUGGACAAGGUCAGGGCUUUUGACGGAAUUCUUCAUGUUCUAAAAGAGCCAUUUGAGGGUUCUUUCUUCUACGGUCUGCCCGUGACUAUGUUCGAUGCAGCGCUCCUCUGGAUCCCCGUCAAGCGGUGCAUGAGAGGCAGCAAGAAGUUCCCUAGCUGGUCAUGGGCAGGUUGGACCGGUCAGGUUUGUUACGACUACGACAAGACGAACCACUUGACUAACCUGCUUGAGUGCACUGCUUGUCGAUGCACAAUCACCCUCGCACCGAGCGAUACAAAACUCUGCUUACCCGUGGUCCCGGCAACAGAUGAGUUUAUGCCAAACGGGUGGACACGUCACUUUGAUGAAGAUGAAAAUGAGAUCACUUACCUUAAAUCAAAGGCGAGUUCGUCCCUGUACAAGUAUCCUCGCCCAUUGCGUGACCCUCCCAAACCAGACCUAAGUAAAAACUCUUUCGAUCUGACUAUAAGUGGACAAGUUGCCACGUUCCGCUUGACGGGUCAGCAUUCAGGAAGGGAUUCCUUUUCCUCUUCGUGCGAUAGAGGUCUCCACUACAGAUGCGAACUGGCCGUACUUGAUGAUGAGCACCGUCCGGCAGGUAUGGUCGUGGUGGACAGUUAUCUUGUGCCACAGCUACAAGACCUGGAUCACAGGUUUCUGGCAAUAUCUCGCUCAACGAUUUCCCGGCAAAACGAGGAUAUCACUUGGGAUGCGGAUGCGCGACGGUUCCGAUCUUGGAUGGACGAGACGAUAGGCGAAAGGGAAGCAUCUAAUGAUGCGACCUACGAACCAUAUACAGAACACUUCCAAGAUUGGAUUGCGGAAAUGCCCGAGAACCCAGAUCCAAGUUUACCCCUGACUUCAGACCCUGUCAAACCUCUAGACAGGAGUUCUACAUUUAAAAGGGAUAAAGCUACGGAAUUUAACAGGCACGCCUUCGAUAAUCGUUACUAUAGCGAAAUGGUACCCUGGCCCGUCAUGAAUGUACUGCUAUUAUCUAAGAAGGACAACGGUGUAAUGGAAAGGGUUGGGGUAGGUCGAAUACAUGUAGACGCAUUUACGAAGAAGGCUGUGGAAGCAACUGUUCUCCUCGGAUGAGCAGCUGGUAAUCUGAUAUUUACAUUUAUCUUUUCCGCUUCACGUUGUCAAUAUGGAACUUAUGAUAAGGAUGUAGAUAGGCGGGUUGCCUGAGUCGCUAUGCGGCUGUCGUGCGGCACUUUUGUUAUGAGCUGAAGUACAAGUCGGAAUGAAAUGAAAGAAAAGGAAAAUAGUAAUGUAAGACAAAGCAUUUUUUUUCUUGAAUCGCCGACC
Truncatella angustata is the source of this 2649-nucleotide messenger RNA. RefSeq names its product heterokaryon incompatibility protein-domain-containing protein. The transcript has a single exon. The record is from RefSeq and is a predicted model, not a curated record. NCBI's taxonomy places the organism in Eukaryota, Fungi, Ascomycota, Sordariomycetes, Amphisphaeriales, Sporocadaceae. The coding region runs from base 1 to 2436 and encodes 811 amino acids.